UAUUCUAAUCCUCUGCUCUGUGUGUAUGUGUGUGAGGGGGAAAGGGAUAUAAAGAAAAAUAAAAUCCCCAGGAUUUGGUAGGGAAAAACAUUUAUCGGAAGCCAACACAGCUAAAUUGAGAGGCAGAGUUAGAACUCCUACAACAUUCUCAUAGAAGCAGCUUUGUUACCAGCUGUAAAAGACAUCUGCUAUUGAUUUUACAGUUAAGACAAGGUCACACCCUGGACAUGGCCUCAGAGAUCCACAUGCCAUGCCCAGUGUGUCUCAUUGAGAACAUCAAAGGGCGACUGGAAGUUAAUCAGGAAGCUCUGAAGAUCCUGUCUUCCUUCACACGGCCUCUUGCCGUGGUGGCCAUUGUGGGCCUCUACCGCACUGGCAAAUCCUACCUGAUGAACAAGCUGGCGAGGAAGAAAGAGGGCUUCUCAGUUGGAUCCACGGUGCAGUCUCAUACCAAGGGAAUCUGGAUGUGGUGUGUUCCUCAUCCCAAGAAGCCAAACCACACUCUAGUUCUGCUUGACACCGAGGGACUUGGAGAUGUAGAGAAGGGUGACAAGAACAAUGAUACUCACAUCUUUGCACUGGCAAUACUACUGAGCAGUACCUUUGUUUACAACACCAUGAACAAAAUUGACCAGAGGUCUAUCGAUCUAUUGCAUUAUGUAACAGAACUGUCAAAUCUGCUCAAGACAGUAUAUUCACCUGAUCUUGAUGGGGCUGAAGAUGCAGCUGACAUUGUGAGCUUCUACCCAGACUUAGUGUGGAUUCUGAGAGAUUUCUUCCUAUCCCUGGAAGCAGAUGGGCAGCACAUCACAGCAGAUGACUACCUGAAGAACUCCUUGAAGCUGAAGCAAGACACUGAUCAAAGUCAUCAAAAUUUUAAUAUGCCCCGUCUUUGUAUACAAAAAUUCUUUCCAACAAAGAAAUGCUUUGUCUUUGACUCACCCACUCACCGGAAGAAGCUUGCCCAGCUUCAGACACUGCAUAAUGAUGAACUGGAUCCUGACUUUGUGCAACAAGUGGCAGAUUUCUGUUCCUACAUCUUUCACCAUUCCAAGACUAAAACUCUUUCAGGAGGCAUCCAGGUCAAUGGACCUCGUCUAAAAAGCCUGGUGCUUGCCUAUGUCAAUGCCAUCAACAAUGGGAAUUUGCCUCGCAUGGAGAACUCAGUCUUGUCCUUGGCCCAAAUCAAGAACUCAGCAGCAGUACAAAAGGCCAUAGCCCACUAUGACCUGCAGAUGGGCCAGAAGGUGCAGCUGCCCACAGAAACCCUCCAGGAGCUGUUGGACCUGCACAGGGCCAGUGAGAAAGAGGCCAUCGAAGUCUUCAUGAAGAAUUCCUUCAAGGAUGUAGACCAAAGAUUCCAGAAGGAAUUAAAGACCCUGCUAGAAGCAAAACAGGAUGACUUUUGUAAGCAGAACUUGGAGGCAUCAUCAGAGCGUUGCUCAGCUUUACUUCAGGAUAUUUUUGGUCCUCUAGAAGAAGAUGUGAGAAAGGGGAUUUAUGCAAAGCCAGGGGGGCAUCGCCUCUUCAUUCAGAAGACAGAAGAGCUGACGGCAAAGUACUACCGGGAGCCCAGGAAAGGAAUACAGACUGAAGAAGCUCUGCAAAAAUAUUUACAGUCCAAGGAGUCUGUGAGUGAUGCCAUUCUACACGUAGACCAGGCUCUCACCGCAAGGAAAAGGGAGAUGGAAGAAGUACAUUUGAAAGAACAGGCUGCGAACGCUGUAGCACAAAUGUUGCUGCUGAUUCAGAGGUGGAACCAGCGGAUCAUGGAGGAGAGGGAGAGAGAACAUCAGACGCUAUUGAGACAAAUGGAGAAACAGCAUCGGAGGAAAAUGGAAAUAGAGGGAGCCCGGUAUCUGGCACAGCAACAGAGGGAUUUGGAACAUCAGCUCCAGGAAGAGGCUGCACAGCGGAGGGAGAGAGCCGAAGCUGAAAAGAGAAGACUCCAGAGGGAGCUCAAUGCACAGCAGCGAGACGAUUCAUGCAUCUUACUCUAA
Messenger RNA from Miniopterus natalensis, 2000 nucleotides. RefSeq names its product guanylate-binding protein 1. Lineage: Eukaryota; Metazoa; Chordata; Mammalia; Chiroptera; Miniopteridae. The record is from RefSeq and is a predicted model, not a curated record. Gene Ontology annotation, molecular function: GTP binding; GTPase activity.